Mucor mucedo is the source of this 747-nucleotide messenger RNA. RefSeq names its product calcium-binding protein NCS-1. NCBI's taxonomy places the organism in Eukaryota, Fungi, Mucoromycota, Mucoromycetes, Mucorales, Mucoraceae. The record is from RefSeq and is a predicted model, not a curated record. Gene Ontology annotation, cellular component: cytosol; membrane; intracellular membrane-bounded organelle. The coding region runs from base 98 to 670 and encodes 190 amino acids. Gene Ontology annotation, molecular function: calcium ion binding. The transcript is spliced from 6 exons.
AGGAAAUACAAUCGUGACGUAUAAAUAAAAGCCGAGAUUUAUUAUUUUUUAUUUAUUUAUUUUUCUUUCUUUUUCUUUCCUUCAUAUAUCAUUAAAAAUGGGUAAAGCACAAAGUAAACUUAGUCCCGAACAACUCACUGACCUUCAAAAGUGCACUUACUUUGAAAAGAAGGAAUUACAGCAAUGGUAUAAAGGCUUCUUAAAGGACUGUCCUUCUGGCGAAUUAGAUAAAACAGAAUUUCAAAAGAUUUAUAAACAAUUCUUCCCGUUUGGCGAUCCUUCAAAAUUUGCAGACUAUGUAUUCAACGUGUUUGAUGGUGACAAGGAUGGUAUGAUUGAUUUUAAAGAAUUCAUUUGCGCAUUAUCAAUUACAAGUAGAGGAAGAGUGGAUGAAAAAUUAUAUUGGGCAUUUCAACUUUACGAUAUUGACAAUGAUGGUUUUAUUACUCGUGAUGAAAUGUUGCAGAUAGUGGAUUCGAUUUAUAAAAUGGUUGGAAGCAUGGUUAAAUUGCCACCAGAUGAAGACACUCCAGAGAAACGUGUUAACAAAAUUUUCGAUUUAAUGGAUAACGACAAGGAUGGAAAAUUAUCCAUGGAAGAGUUUAAGGAAGGUUCAAAGAAGGACCCAACAAUUUUACAAGCACUAAACUUAUAUGAGGGCAUGGUUUGAAAUCUACUUUUAUUAUUUAUAUAUUUGUAUUUAUUGUCUGUAUCCUGAUUUUGAAUAAAACGAUCUUUUUUACCCUA